AUGAGUGUUGGGAUCAGCCAGGUGAAUUUCGAUGCUCAGGUAUGCAUUUGCAGUUUGACAGGUUGAAGUCAGAGUUGUGCUUGAAAUCAACUUUGGCUGAGUCAAUUUAUCUCGAGACACAAUGCACCGAAAUACUGCUUGCUUUCGCUCUGCACAUACCGCUUUUAGAAGCUAUGAUUUGAAUCACUCGUCAUCUCAGCAAAAUAUUUCUGGUUUAGCCAUCGAUAAUUUUGUUCCUUGCGGCUCUUCUACAAUUCAUUUGGAUCAAAUUUCACCUAUAAUUUUCGUGUUGUGUGUUUGAACCGACUCAAUUUUUGUUGACCCUAAUUAUAUUGACAAUACACAAGAUUCUUUCUUCGUUCACUUGUAAAAGUGAUACCUUAGUCAAUUAUUUUGGGUAAGGCAAGGGGUCUAGAUCUAGCAAACAAUGACAAAGAUCUGGAUGUUUAUUGCCAUUUCACACAAGAAGUUACUUUAGCGAAUCUUUAGUGGGAUAUAGGAGCGCGUUGAUUCUUUGUGUUUUCGUGUGUCAAUGUUUGCUGAUCACAUCUGCCAUGCAUGCCAAUUUUCCCAUUUCGUUGAGACUGUGUUUUCGUCAAAAAGGUCUAUUAGCAUCCAAAAUGACCGUCGAAAUACACGGAAUCUAGCAAAAUUAAAAAUAUCAAACAAACCUCAGUUAAUUAAGAAUAGGAAGCUUGCGGUUUAAUUGAAUAUACAUGAACUUAUUAACAUCUCUCAGAUCCAGGUAUUGUGUAAAGCUUAUUAAAAGUGGAAAUGUUGGCAAAAAAUUUAUCAAGACAUCAAGAAUGUUUUUUCUCCUGUAUGAGCCUGAAUCAGGCAAAAUGGCAAUUCUUUAAAAUACCUUUACCCCCUGCCUUCAUUUUAAAAAGGUAGUUGAUGUCAUAUCCUAAAUUUCCCAUGGACAUCCUGUCUUGAUGAAGAUUUUUUUUGUAAUCACCACAAUCAAACAGGAACACAUAGAUUUUUUGAAGUACCCUGCCAAAUAUACAUUGAUAGAUAUGUGACAAUAUGAAUUAGAUUAAAUUUCUGAAAGAAAGUUUCUUGAACUCAGCCAAACCUGGCAAUGUAUAUGUCUGCAUGCAUUUUUUUUUCCAGACAAACCAUCUGGUCACUUUUUUUUGAUGUUGUUGGUUUGUUUUUUUUUUCACACUGUGCAGUUUCCAUUUGAAACUGUGAAAUUAACACCCUUGAGUCUUGUCACUUUAGGGCAUUUCUUGAUAUGAGUUUUAAUCUUACUCAAAAUGGAAAUAACAAAGCAAAAGCACUCAAGGGUUUCCCAUAAGUUCCUUGCUGUUAACAAUAUGACACAUUAAAGUGGACAUGCAAAAAAGCAAUUUUAAAAAACCCUACUUUAAAAUUCCAUUUUCCAUGACUCAGAGUUUUUUACAUAAUUAUAAAUUCAUGUGUUUAAAUUAAGCAUAAAAAAAUGAGUAGCCCUCUAAGGGUUAAAGCUGACAGGCAGUAAGAUCAAAAAAUUUCAGAGAUAUGUUUAGAUAUAGUUCAUAUCAUCAGGCAAAAAAGGUUUCUUGACCAUUUAUUAACUUAUCAUCCACACCGAUUUGUGAUUAAGAUGCAAAAAGAGAAAGAUUAGGAACUCAUUGUCGGUGCCUUUUUUUGUAUGGCAGGUGUUGGAAGAUGAGGAAGAAGCAGCAUUGGAGAAAGAAGAUCAAGAGAGAGAGCAAGAGGUACAAUGAAUUUAACCAACUUUAUAAAAAGAGAUCAUGUUAUUGAUGUUGUUUUAUAAUUUUCAUAGGAUUUCAUUUUUUUUGUACUUUCUUGGUGACAGAAAGAGUAUGAGAUUUAUGCUAAAGGCAAAAAAAGAUAUGAAGAUGAUAAUGAUCUUGGCAUUAAUGAACACUGCUUAAGCAGAAGUGAAAAUAAGGCAUGGAAAAAAAUUCAGACCUGUAUAGGAGUUGAACCCAUGACUUAUGCAGUACCAAUCACUCUCAUCUUCAUUUGUUUAUCCACAGUUAAAGAUAUGAUGUUUAUAAAUUCACAGCCUUUGUAUUAAAAUGUCAGUAAUAGGAUUACAUGCAGUCUUAUUUUGAAAUAAUUGAAUGAAAAAAUUCUGACAACAGCCAAAAUUUCUUUUGGAAUAUAGUUAGAAAAAAUAACUAUUAAGCAUGAUUUUUUUUGUACUGAAAGAUCAUAAGGAAGGAUAAAUGCUUUUUUUGUAUGGUCUAGUUCCUUAUAUAAUUAAACAUUCUGUACACUCUUAGAUUUGGGUAAGUAAACAUCCAUACAUUCCAUACUUGGAACUGCUUAAUUUAGUGUAAGUAGUUUUGUUUCUAUUCAUGUAUUUUUGCAUUUUAUUAUGUUAUAUUGCUAGCUUACUGUUCAAUGCCAGGUUUUGUUUAUCCUGUGUGGAAAGAGAUUAGGUUAUUAAGACCUACAGUAAAGUUCAAAAAGUAAACUUUGUCUUUAUUCUACGUCAAAGUUUAGCUAGUGUCUGAUACAGUAUGCUGCGUUUAUUUUUCUUCCUAUAAAGAUUCGAGAGUUGUUAGACCGUGAACUGGACGAUGGACUUCUUGAUGAUGAUAAUGCAUCGUUUUCAUCACACGAUCUUCGAAGUUCAGGAUAUAGUAGAGAAACUCCAUUCUCAGAUGAUUUUUCUGAACAAGUACCUCCAGCUAUCUUUAAUGGACAAGAUUCAAAGACAAUAAUACCAUCUGAAAAUGGGGCAUUUGAAAGACCACCUCUGAUGACACAGCGUGCAUUUCAUCUAAUCAAUGAAUCAGGAAAAAGGAAGGAGUUAAAUGCAAAUGAAGCACAAGAACCUUAUAAUUAUGACAAUGGGUAUCAAUUUGAGAAUCAGUAUGAAAAUCAAGCAUUUUAUUAUAGAGAGCAGGAAAGUCCUGAUGAUGAAGGCCAUGAUCAGUACAACAGAAAAUAUAAUGGACAUGAAAAUGGUGUGAAUUACCAUCAAACUUUGCCGAAUGAUGUUGAUGUGGAUGCUGAUGAAGGCUUUGAACAGUAUGGAAGCUACAGUCCUCAUCAACAUUUACAAGGACAAGCCUCUCCACAACAUGGUAUGUAUGGCUAUCACUCUACACAGCCAAAGUAUCCUCACUCAACAUUAACAGAAGACAACAGUAACCAUGGUGGUUAUAACUUGAAUGAAGAUUAUGGAGGUUACAAUGAGGAACAGGCAUAUUCACAAGCUCCUGUACAAAAUAUUUAUGCCCAUGAUGCAGACAGUAUACAGUAUUCAAAUGAACAAAAUCAUUACAGAAUGGACACUCCUGGAAAUUACAGAGUUCAUUAUCAUGGACAUCAUGAGAGAUAUCCCCAUGCAAGUGACAGGAGAACUAUGAGAGAAGAACAAGGAAGAAGUGACAGUGAAAAUGGAUUUUCAGGAGAUGGUGCUCAGGACACUACACAGCUUCAGAUACUUUACAAAGCACGAGGCAGAAAAAUUGAAGAGUUGACCCAGAAACUCCAAAACCAGGAAGAGGAGAUGGCAAAAGAGAUCCGUAUUUUAAAACACCAGAUUGCAAUGAUGAAAGGUUUGUAGAAGUAAUGAAAUUUAUAGUAAAAACCAAAGCUUAAUUAAUCACCUCACCAAUCAGAGAAAAGGUGCUUGUAAACAUCUCGAAGAGAGAGAGGAAAUUGAAAACAAAAGGGUUAAUUGACCCUCAUGAGAACUUUGUUCAUACACUGCUUCAUGCAUUUUGCUGUUUUUUUCAUAAUUUAUAUCUCUCCAGAUGAGCGUGACGGCAUUUCAACAAGUCUUGAAAACUCACAGAAAAUGGUGCAAGCAUGUAAUACAGAAUUGAACAACCUGAAAGGCCAACUUGCUGCUGCUUAUCAGCAGAUUAAUGCUCUGAAAGAAAGUAAAGAGGAGGUAAUUGAAAAAUAGAUUGAAUUGAUUCAUUGGAAUUAUAAUUAUAAUAGACAGAUGUCACUCAAACUUUCUCUUGUCACUCCAAGGAAAAAGUUUAAUCCAUGAGUUAUAUAAACUCUGAAGAAAAUUGACAUAAGAAUUUUAUUCCUAUUCAAUUUUUGUGUAUUAGUGUAAGCAAAAUAGGAGUAUUAUUUACCACCAAGAUGGUGAUCUCUCUUAUUCUAGGUAACCCCUUUUUUUUAUCAUAUUUCCUUUGAAGAUUUAAAUGUUGCAGCCAAGAACACAUCACCAUGACCCUGGCCAGAACUUGAACUCUGACCUCUGACCUUGUGUCAUACCAGAGUUCAUGGUUCUGACCAGUAGGUUACCACAUUUUCUAUUCCCUCUUGAUUGAUAGUUUUUUCAAUAUUUUCAGGUGGUCAGCAAACUUCAUGUCAGUGAAACCACAAUUGACAGCUUGAACCAGCAGUUGGUUGAAUUAAGUCGUUCAGAAUCCUUGACUAGAGCAAAAGAACAGCAUGAAAGUGUCACAAAUGCCAUGAAGAAAAAACAUGACGAGCAAACCCUGACACUAAAACAGAAACUGGAUGAGGCUAUUUUAUCAAGGGACUGCAAGGUGAAAAAAGACAAUAAUGUAUUACAUUUUUUGUUGUUUAUGGAGUUUGACAGACAUUCCAUUUAAGACACAAGUUGGUGGAAAUAAUGUUUAGUCCAGUUAACAUUAUAAUUUGUUAUGUUUUUAGCAUGAAGAAGUUAAUCAGUUGAGGGAUGAACUUGUCCAGAAAGCAGAAAUGAUCAAUUCAUUAACAAGAAGUCUGGAUUCCAGUCAAAAGCAGUGUCAAGAAAUCCUUAAGUCAGGUAAAAAGAUUGAAAUGAUUGCCAAUGAACCAUUUGUGUGAAGACGUGAGGAUAGCCUCUAGCACUAACAAUGCUGAUGCUUGAAUGUUGGAAACACUAGAAAUCUCAGAGUAAAGGAUAUUUAUCACUGACACCUUCUCAUUAUAUAUAAGUAAACCCUUUGCCUAUCCUGCACCACUGAUUUUUCUGUCUGGUUGCGCUUGAUGAUAUCAUAGGGACAAUGUCAGAAAUCAACCAAUUGCGCCUGGCUCUUCAAGAGACCUCAACUGCCAGGAAUGUUGCUGAAGGCCAGUGCAUUUCUCUCAAGGUUUGUUUUGUUACGAUUGAUUUUAUUUUUAAUUUUAUUUUAUUUUAUUUGUACGAUGUUUAAAACUUUGGUAUAUAGUUAUUGUAUCAAACUGUGUACUGUUUUUUUUAUGUAUUAGCAUGAGCUGUCAGAACUUCAAGAACAGAUCAAGAUGUAUGAAAGUGCAAGCAGGCUUGGUAUAGGAUCAGGGUCUGGAGGCCAUAAUGAAUCUUUGCCACAUCUGACCACAAGAAACUUGAACAAAGAAAAUUGGAGCACUCCCAAGUCUCAGUAAGGAGAGAUUAUCUGUAAUUAACUGAUAAAUACUUGUCACUUACAAUAUUAACCCUGAACUGAACAUUAAGGUCAGGAGAAUAAAGAAUAGGUUCACCAACAAAAGAAGCUCUUGAUUGUUAAAUAAAUUCUCCUUGUCAGCAGCUUUGGAAAUGUAUAGAGAGGAGUCGGGAGAAUAUGCAUACUGAUGUUUGAGUGUAAGGGGUUAUUGUGCUUUGCUGUGUUUGAGCUCCAGCUGUUAUCUUAGAUGCUAGUAUUUUGAAGUCAGGUUUUGAUUUUACUCUUCUAGAGCUUUUUUUUUUCUUUAUUUUCUGUCAGUAAAAUUCCAUUGGAAGAAACAGUGAGCGAGCUAAGGAAAGAACUUGAGCACUGCUUGAUCAGUUACAAGGCUAAACAAGAACAGGUGCGUGAACAAGAGACAAACCUUGGUGCCCUUAAAGUUCAGCUGAGAGAUCAGGAAAUGAAAGCUCAACGGAUGGAACAGAUUGCACAGGAACUUGAGGUGGAGUUCUAUUUAUUGGUUUAAUCAGCAGUUUUUAAUACAUUACUUCAAAUUUCAAGUGCUGCAUCAUAUUUCACCCAUAGCACCUGCUUUUUGCUUUAGUUUAGAUCAAAGGCUAAUAGAAAUUGAUUUAUUUACAAGUGUUUCCCCUUUCAUGACAUCCACCAGAAUAAAUCGUUACAACUGGAGAAGAAAAUUAGAGAAAUGGAGGAUGACAAGAAAGAUCCUGGUAAAAUGUUCUUUUUUUAAUUUUUUCAAAAUUAUUCCCAGCUAGUGCCUGUUAAGUUAUACAGUCAAACCUAUUUUUGCUAGGACACAACCUUCUUUUGGUUGGACAAGUAUCCAUUACAUCAUAUCUAAAUAAACCCCACCCCCUUCCCCCCCCUUUCAUUAAACAAGUACUUUUACCAUGCUUCUUUUGUACGUACAGCCUUGAACUCAAUACAGAAAAAGUGAUACAGCCAUAUUUAAAACCUGAACUUAGCUCAAAGUUAAAUUCUUCCUCACUCGAAUUCCUUCAAUCAUUGAUGCAUCUUUGUAUGUGCUGAUCAUUUCAGAUGAGGAACAACAAAAAGUGCUCAUGGAUUUGGAAAUAACAAGGAAAAAUCUUCAGGUGUGUUACAGAUUGUUGUGAACUUGUGAACUAGGAAAAAAAUCCUCAUCAGAGAUAUUGUUCAUGUAUAAAUUUCCAAUUUUCUUUGAAUGAAGGAGUCUACUACAAACCUCAAAGAAGCUCUUCAGGAAAGAGAUGAUUUGACAGAUGCAUGCGCUGACCUUAAGCAGCAAAUGGCUGAGGUACACUAGUCAUGAUCACAAACCUUUGCAUCUAGGUUGUACAUAACUUAAACUUUAAGUUUUUCCCAACUGUAGCAUCAGUUCUCUAAUUCGAUCAUUUUUCCUUUCUUUUUCAGAUGGUCGCAGAAUUUGAUGAAGACAAAAGGAACAGUUUAGAAAAGUACUUUUGCACUUUGAUUUUGAACUACGAUUUGUUAGGGAACAAGUUAUGUACAGAAUCUGCACCAGAAGAGUGGGAUUUGUUCUAGUGAUGUUCCAUUUUUGUAAUUUCCCCUUUGAUUUCUUAUUGGACAGCCAGGACCAGGCUGUCGAAAGCUGGGCCAAGACAACUCAACUUAGUGUUAAAUCUGAUUUCAGAUUUGAAAGCUGUAAAAGAAAAUUUAGUAGCAUUCGUUUUGAUCGCAAUUUGAUGAUUGGAUGCCCUACUAAGAAUAAAGGAAAUUAUUCGAAAAAGGCUAUUGAACAAAUGUUUAGAAACCCGGAUUAAAAUUCAACCUUAGGUUAGUGCCAAUUGGACCUCGAACAACCAGGCCCAGGACCUCUAAUUUGCAUAAUUCUGAUUGAUUUAUUAUUUUAAAGGAAGGCCUAAAACACAAAUGUAUGAAUCUUAAACAGUUCACUUAUAAUAGAGUAGGUAUUCACCGACCAUCACACUGAUUGACUCAAUGACAGAUGACUCACUGACAUUGACGGAUUGAUUGACUGUCUCACUGACUGGUUUGCUGGUUGGCUGGCUGAGAGACAGACAACCGGAUACAGUAUGCUCAGACAUAUGUUAACUGCUCAGACGCAUUUUAUAUGCUCAGACGCAAGGUAGUCAGACGCGCUUAUACGAUUUUCUGCGCGAACGGACCCAAAAAAUGCGCGAAUCAUGUGCCUUUGUUAUUCAGAGCUGUAAGGUUUCCCUUCUGUAGGCAGACUGACUGAAUGAGUUACUGAUUUAUAAGUGAGUGAUUGAUAAGCUUCUCAACUUAAUUUUAGAUGCAGAGAAGCUUGCUUACAGCUUCAUGAGGAUGCUAAAAACUUGCUGAGAGAUCAGUUGAGCCAAGAAUAUGAACAAAAAAUCCACGAGUUGAAGUAUGUUUAUUUGGUUGCUUUCUAUUGUAUCUCUUUCACUUUAAUUUACUAAAUGUGCACGUGUUGCUGUCCCCUAUGAGAAUGUUUCUGCAUUAUUUAUAACUGCACACUCUCCUAAACGUUGUUUAAAAGGUCAAUUUUACAUUUGAGGUAUAUAAAUCAUCGCUCAAAAGUAAGUUGAUAGUCCCUCAAUCCUUCAUCCUCAAUCCUCGAAAACUUCGAGGAUCGAGGCUCUAGUCGAGUCUCGUUUUGAGACUUUCGAGACGGGAAAACUAAGGAAUUUUCGCGCUAUUAAUUUUUCACAGGACUAGGUUCUUACAUGUAUCUUUGGUACCAAAAUCAAAACCUUACUACAUGCACAAAAUUCCUCUCCGUUCUUAGCAGUCAAAGGCAUUUUAAUAAUCUGGUGCUAAAAGCUAUUAAAUAAACAAUCAAAGGAAUCUUUUUUUUAGGAAAGAGUUGGAAGAAAACAGUGAGGAGUUAAUCAGGAUUAAGGAAUGCUAUGUGCAGCUGGGCGAGGAAAGCCGCGAAUUGGAACGGAAAAUGAAGGAUGAAUUUGAGAAGGAGAAACAGUUGUUAUUUUCCGAGGUGAGAGGGAAGUCACGUGUUGGGUUUUAAUGCAAUUCAAGAUGAAAUAUCUUAGAGUUUUACAGGUAAUAGGACUCAGUGGAGUCCAAUUUGGUCUGAAAUGAAGUGAUUGACUGACAAUGGAAAUUCGGAGGUCUGCGUAGUGGGAGUCUGAUUUGCUUAACCCGAGUAUUAUUGGAGAUAGAAUUGGACGAAACGAAACACUUUUACCAAUUUAUCAAAACUAUGACAGAAUUUGAGAGAAAGAACAUAGUUAACCCUUUAAUCCGUGCGAGUGACCAGCAUCUAAUUUCCUUUUUUCAAUAUUAAGGUCAUGAGAAUAAAGGAAAUGAUCAUCAACUGAAGAGCCUCUUGAUUGUUAAACAAAUUCUCCUUGCCAGGACAUUAGGAAAUGUUUAGAUAACAGUAUGGAGAAUUUGCAUACUAAUGUUAGGGUGUAAAGGGUUAAGGGACAUAAAAGUGAAGGUUUUCGGAACGAGAAAUCGAACCCAAUAGUGUAUGUUACAGCGCGUGUACGUAACGCCUUAUGUAAUCUUCAAAUUACUUAACUUGGAGGAACAACAUAGCAACAAAAUGCAGGAAAAGCAACUGCAGGAGUCUAGAAUUCAAAAUUUUAUGGGAAGCCCGGAAAUUCUCCGGGACAAAAGGCUUCCCCGGGCCUUUAGAACUACUUGCCUGCUAUUCGUAAUUGACUACCAAUUUAUGCUAUAUUUUAAUUGAAAGCCCUGUCUUGUGACUCUUGCUUCAGAAUGAAGCCAAGCUAGAGAAUGAAUUGCGAGCCUCUCUUGAAAAGCAGCACGUGGAGCAUCUGGAAAAGGCCAAAGAUCAGUGGAAGAGAGAAGAGAUGAAGCGAAUCAAUGAUGAAGUUAUGAAACAGAAGGGACUGCUUCUAAAGGUUACCAUUACUCUUCAGCUGUGUAAAUAACACGUCCGAAAAAUUGCAUUACAAACAGAAAUCGAACUCCUGUCAUUCCUGAUCUUGCGGUCGAAUACUUCUUUAACUUAGUAGCUGAGAACUCUUCGGCGAGCUGCCGUAGGCUAUUCUCAUUGUGGUACAACUUGGGUUCAUUUGUGAUAAAUGUGGUGAGGUUGAGUGUUGUUAAAAGCAGUUUCUCCGAAUUUAAAGUAAUAAUAAUUUUGUUAGUUUGGACGCUUGGCGGUUCUAGUCGUGUAUGAGCUCGAACUACCCGAGUAGAUUUUUUUCAUGUGCUCGUUAUUGUGAAGACGUUAGGACUUUAAAUGAAAGGUUGAGUCGUGUUUCGAUGUGUUUAUUAGAAUAAAUACAGAUCGUUUUAACAUCUACGUGCCAAGAAAGCGUAUCUUGUUUUGCUGAUUUUAAUUUACUACUUGCAACUAUAACAGUUGAGAGCUAUGCGUAGUUUUGGUCAUUUUCUUGGAAUUUUUUCUGAGAUGUUCAGUGUUUUUCUCUCAAUGUGCAGAACAUGACGGAAGCACAGUCCAAAGCAGUUGAGGAAGCUCUGUCAAAAGCUCGUAUGGAAUGGAACAGUGAGCAAUCUUCUAUCAUUGCUGAUGAAAUAGCUACGGCCAAGAGAGAAUGGAUGAAGGAUCAGAACGAUGAGUUAGAGAAACGUUUAGCUAAUGCCAUCGAAGAAGUGAGACGAAUCUGGGACGAAGAACAAAAGCUGAAAACAAAGGAGGUAUCAGUAUCAAUGGUGAAUUCUGUUACGAUACAGAAACACCUCGGUAAACUCCUGGUCGCAUUUGUAUUUUCAUGUUAGUAAAGUUCAAUUUCGUACACCAGCCCAGUGGCCCACACAGCCGGAACUUAUUUCAGUCUUCAUGGCGAGGGGAUUUUGCUCCCCUUGAAAUGGAUGCUAGUCGAGCGAAGGCAACCAAUCCCCCCUUUCGUUUCCGUGCUACGUCGGUUUCGCAUAUCAGUUUCGUGGGUGCUGGAAACCCUUGAGCGCUUUAAGAUUUAAUGCCUUACUCAACCUAACUAAAGGCCAGGCUGCUUAAACGAAGAUUAGUGUAGGCCAGGUUUGAAAUGAAUUUUUGAUGUGGUUUUGUAGCAUUGCAGAGAGUGUUAUUUCUUAUGUUGUGUAGUUCGUUGGAAAAGAAACUUCACUCAACGUUUGCCUCAAUAUGCGAUUUUAUGCAUGAAAUUUAAACCUAGUUACAACUUUUGUACUGGAUUAACGAUAUACUUCCAUCGGAAAUUGCUGUCAAUUACUAACAACGUUAAGUGAGAAGUUUACGUUUCCCGUAGAUAUCAGAAACUGUCAUGAUUAUUUCCUUCCUGCUGAUCCAGUUUAGUUUUUUUCAGGAGAUGGUCAAAGUACGUGCAGAAUUGGAGAAAGCACACGGAGCAUCAUGUGACCAGCAACUUAACCAGGCAGUUGAACUAGCUCUGUCCCAAGCCCACGCGGACUGGCUGAAGAACGAGGAAGAAAUGAGGCAGCGAGAGAUUGAUCAAGCUGUUGAGGUGGCCAUAACUAACGCAGUCGCCGAAGCUAAGAAGGAAUGGCAGAAGGAGUUUGUAGCUCAAGUGAGUACUUUCAGAGUAACUGUCAACUGAAUGUCGCUUUCUGUAGACUGAAAAAGGCAUUAAUGGUACGAUUUCUCUCGAGCGCCUUCAAUUGACCCCACAACUUUUCUCGAAUAUGCGUUUGCCGGCGAGCUUUCACAAAUGUACACGAUCGUUUUGCAGGACAGCCUAUUACAAACCUCUCUCGCUCAAGAAAGGCACCGGUGGAAGAAGGAAGAGGAAUCGGUGAGAGCUAAAGCGGUAGAAGCUGCUGUGGCUAUUGCUGAAGUGAAGUGGUUAGAGGAUGAACAGAAGAAAAUCUCUGAAGCAGUGGAACAAGCCGUGAAGAUGGCGAGGGAAACGUGGCAAGAGGAGAAGAAACGGGAUAUAGGUAUAACAAUGUGUUGAAAAGUGAUAGUACAUACACAAGGGGAAAAAAUUGACCGACGCCUUUGUGUCUUUAUGACGCCGCUUUCGUGGUAAUCGAAAGAAGGAAACUGCAGUCAGAGUCCCCAUGAUAAGAGCGCCGGGAUGACAACGAUACGUCGAUUAUAUUUGCUACUACGCGUGUCACACACGACAUAGUCAUGGCCCACUCACCAUAGAGUUCUCCGUAGCUCAGGGGUGGUGCAUUAGAGCGCAGAGUCCGAAAGUUAUUUCCAGAUCAAAAUAUUUUGCGCAGCAAUCAUAAAUUCCCUUAGAUUUGCCUCAUUUUGCAAACAGAACGUCGCAGGUAUAUCUAAGUGCUUGACUCAUCUUUACUGUGUUCAUCAAGUUUGUUGAUCGUAGUACUGUUCACUGUAUCUACAGCCAUGGCAGUAGAUUUGGCUAAACAAGGGUGGAUGUCCAGGAAAGAAGAUGAAGUGAACCAGGUCUUGGAGUCCGCCAGCUCCCAACUUGUCGAACAGUUUGAGCAGCAGAAGAAAGAGGCCGUGGAAAAAGCUGUUGGCGAGGCACGGGUAAAGAGCUUCUAAAAUCAUUCCACUACUCACGUUAUCCCACCUGUUGUCGUAAAGCUUUACACAGUUUUUUCACAGUAUUAUUCAAUGGUUGUUUCCUGCCAAGUUAUAUCGAAUUCCUCAGGAAGUGUUCCCGCUGAACUUUUGGUUGUUUCCCGUGUAAUUUCGCCGCGUGUGUUUGUUUGUUUUCAGUCGAGAAAGCUGCUUUGAAAUUGAAAAAAAAAAGAAAGAAAAAACCAUCAUCAUUUUUAUUUUGCUUUCCUUGCUUUUGCUUGCCCUCAUAUACAGUUUUCACACACGGUUGCUUGAUCCAGUCUCUUCGCACUCGGUUUGUCAAAAGCUUUUUUACUACAUUAUGGUAAUGUUUCGUUUUUAUUUCUAUAUUUACAGUUGUUAUGGGAAAGGCGAUUGUCCGAGGAGAGAGCCUCAGAAAUUGCUUCCAUAAGGGAAGAAAUCUUCAGAGAAUUUGAAGAACAAAAGAAAGCGGAAAUUAUGGAAACCUUGGAAGAAGCAAAGGAAGCAUGGAUGGAGGAAUCUGAGGAACAGAAGCGUGAGGAAGUAAACGAAGCUAUGGCUUACCUAGAGUCCGAAUAUAAUAAGAAUUUAGAAGAGUUCAAACAUAAGACAUUGAGAGAUGCUCUCGAGCAAGCCAGGAAGCAGUGGACUACUGAAGAACUUUCACAUCGAGAGGAGAUUCUCAAGGUGAAUAUCGUAAGUUGUGUAAACCACAUCAAGGGGGAAAAAUUACGAGCUCGUGCUCUGAGGUUUUUAGAUUAUGGAGAAAACAAGAUUUUUUCGAUGAAGAGGGAGGUCCUUUUCUUGUCGAAGUAUUUAUUUUCCUCUCCGAACUGCUCCAAGCUCUCUGAGCAUGCCCUUUAGCAUGAGCCUUGUGGAACGCGAGCCGGAGAGAGGCCUGCUAGGGGUCUGGCACGGAAAUUUACGCUUCGUUUUUAGUGCCAGACCCCGGCUAAACUGCCCCGCUCUUAUCUCAAAUCUUCUCGCGGGUGGAGAAACGCGCGACCUGCAGCACCUACUUGCCUGUGGGCUAUCUCCGAAAAUGAAUAGUUCAUGCACGUAACAAAUUUAGCCUAAAUUCUUCAUUUACAAUUUAUUUUAACUCUUUUCUAUCCUCAGCCAUUUAUGUUCCUUCUUGUACUUUUAUUCUUUUUUUUUUUGAUAUUUCUUUCAUUUUUUUGUUCUCUUCUAAGUUUAAAGUAGAUCUUAUUUUCUCACAACGUAAAAAAAUACUUAGAAAAGAACUAAUUGGUGAAGCUAAGAGGACGACAUAAAAUUUAGAGCGCUUUGAAUCGGUUUAGAAGAGAGGAGUCUCGUUCAUCUAUGAAAAAGUCUAAGAGUUUGACUGGAAACUUUCCUUAGGCUCGUAUAUUAGCAGCUCAAGAAGACUGGCGCAAAGAAAUUGCCAAGUCUACCCAGGAAGAGAUUGACCGAGCCUUGUCCACUGCCAGGGAGGCCUGGGCCGUUAAAGCUGAUGAAAAAUUUGAGAAUCGUGUCAGGGAAAUAGAGGCAAAUGUGCGACAACAACUGGAGGCUAAAUUCCAAGAAGAAAACAAAAAAAAUAUAAAUGAAGCACUUCGGGAAGCAGAGGAAAGGUUUAGCUGCGAAAAAAGGAAAUUAGAAGAAAACUUUAAGCAAAAGGUGAGCUUACUGUUGUGCGCAGACGCGCCGGUGUUAGUUUGCUUCUACUUUUGUCAAAAUUAAUAUUUUUAUUUUGUGGUUAGACCUUUAUCUUUCACGAUUUUCCCCUGUCUAGAAAUAUUAUUAGAGGCUCUCAAAAAGUCGUCAAAUCCCUUGAAUACAAUUAGACGAACAUAGCAGAGAAGACAACCUGCUCUUGUCCACAAUUCACGCUGCUGCGCUAACUACUCUUGUUGCUUUUUAACUUUCCUUAGAUCGAAGACUCUUCACGCGGUCAGUGGGAAGAUGAGAAGGCUCGUUUGUUGAAAGAACAACAAAACCAUCUUGAACGCAUGCGCAGUGGGUACGAAUCCAAGCUGGCUGAUCAGCGUGCUAAGAUUGAGAGGGAUCUGGGCGUGAGAAUGAGAGGCGAAGUAGAGAAGGCAAGAAGGGAUUUGAAUAAAGAACAGCAUGAUUUAAGGUUAGUUAAUUUAACAAUGGACCAGUGUUGUUUAUUAUUAAUUCAUUAUAAUUUGACAACGGAGCGGGUUGUUUAAUAUUAAGUCAUUGUAAUUUAACAAUGGACCAGUCUUGUUUAAUAUUAAAUCAUUGUAAUGUAACAAUGGCCCAGUGUUGUUUAUUAUUAGUUUAUUUAGCUCUAGGCUGCCUGUAAGUUGUGGGAGAUGUGAUGGCCUUGUGCUCAGCUCUCCGUACUCUUAAUUGAAAAGUUCGAGUUUGAAAGCUGACCAUGUCAUUGUGUUGAGUUCUCACGAUGUCUUUCUCUACCCAUGAGUACAAAUGGUUACCAGAAAACUGUCAGGCUAUCUGCCAUUGUCCAGCUUCGUGUUUAGUUACUCUGUGUUUUUGAAACCGAAGAAGCUUUGGGAGAAAUGGGCCACUUUUCAUUUGUUACACCAAUGCUUUCAAAAUUCUUACCAUAAAUCCUUUUUAGGGCCCAACUGGAUAAACAGUAUGAACAGAAAGCGAGAAAAGCGUUAGAAAACGCAAGAAUUCAGUGGGAAAAACAACAGCAACAAGAGAUCACCAAAAGUAACGAGGACGCUGUGAAGCGACAGCAGGAGUUGUGGGCGAACGAGAGACGGGAAAACCUGUCUACCAUGGAGAACAUGAAACACGAGCUAGCCGCAGUCAAGAAGGAAUACGCCAUGGCAAUAGAGAAACUAAAGAAGGAGAUAGCAGAGGAGAAAAAGAAAACGCAGUACAGCAUGAAACGGCGAGACUCAAGGGAUAUUGCUGCUCAGGUAAGCUGAAUUAUGUGUUGUGAAAAAAAAAAGUGAACAGAUGAGUUUAAAGACAUUUUUUAUACGACUCUCUUGAGCUUUUACACCCUAACAUCAGUGUCCAUUUUCUUUAUACUGUUCUCCUUACAUUUCUUAAGGUGCUGGUAAGGAGAAUUUGUUCAACAAUCAAAGUCUUCUAGAAUUGAUUAUCAUUUCCUUUAUUAUCGCAACCUUAAUGUCUGAGUUUGGGAGUUAUUGUUAGGAGAAAUGAGGUGCCAGUCAUUCUUAGGGGUUAAGGGCUAAACAAAAGUAGGAGUGUUUCUUAAUAAUUAUUUGACAUCUCAGGCUUAAAAUAUUUUUAUAAAAUUUAUAUGUGUUUAUCUUGUUGUUGUUCUUUUGAGGUCUUUUCCUUUCUUAACUUUUCGUGCCUUAAUGAAGUGCAAUUAGUUUUGAUAUGAUAAACUUUCUUUGCUCUUUGUAACUGACUUCCUGGUAGACUAUCCAGCUGACUAAUUGACUGAAUGAUUGACUGACUGAUUGACUGACUGACUAAAGGACAGACAGACAAAGACAGAAAGAGUGAUUGCUUGAUCAAUUGAUUGAUCCUCUCAGACCUUGCCACAAGCAGAAAGCGGUAGUGACACAAGUUUCAGCAGCGUGGAUCAUGAGUCAGCCACGCGUGGACUCCACGAACUACGUCAACACUACUUGGAUACCAUCGCUAAGAUACGUGAUGACGUGUUGGAUCACGUGCACCAGACCAAGGCUAGCGCAGCCAAGAAGAUCAGGUUAGCAAAAAGUAAUUUUGCAAGUCGAAUUCAAAAGCAUGUAAUGCAAAUAAGCCUCCGCUCACACUCCUCCCAGGGGGAGGGGAGGAAGGGCGGUCUGCUUUCAGAUACAGACACGGGCUUGAAUCCUGUCGAGGGCAGAACUUUUUCAAAGCUUGUUUUCUCUAAUUGCUAAAUUUCAGCUCAACUGUUAGGAUCAUAACUUUACUUGACAUUAUUAUUCCAACUACUACAAUAACUUAAAGUUCCUGAGAAUCAACCACCCAUCAAACGAUUACACUAGAGGUAACAGCGCUGCUGCUUUAAAGUCGCAAUUUUUCGCUUUUCAAAUAGGGGCGAAGUUUUAAAAGAACGUCACUCCACGGCCAAAAAGCUUCGUAAGUACUACCUUCAAUGUCUUAAGCAACUUCUUGAGGAAGAUCGUGUGGCUCUGGAGGGUAACAGGUCACCUAUCAGUGCUGAGGAUAAGUUGAACAGAAUGGCUGAGGCUUUAAAAACGCUGAGUCCUGACAAGGAAUCUACCGGUAAGCUUCCUUAUUUAAAACGACGAUCUUUGCAGGUUAAAUUUGAACUCUUGACUGAUCAGGAUUAAGGAGGCCUGUUUCUCCCGCAAAAACUUGGUGUCGCUCUGCCAGCUUUAGUCACAACUUUUUUGGGAGACCUCUAUUCAGCUGACAUCUUUAUCCACAGAUCACAAACGUUUGUCCCGCCUGACAAAAAAUUAUGUUCUCAUAACCUUUGUACCUGUUAGCUUUAUUGAAGGGAAGCCGUAUUUUCUUCAUAUUCUUGACAAAUUCAAUGACAAAUUGCUAAAAGAGUUCAUGUCUACUUUAGGACAGCAUUUCCAACAACCUGAAGUGAAUGAAAGCGCUCAAACGCCUCGUUCGGCAUUAUUCACUGUGUUACGAACUUCAAGUGAGCCUGACGUCCGGGACAUGAAGCCACCACAUACGCCGACUCCCGUUAGACCACGUGACGGCCUCCCUGAUGGAGCAAGCGACACAGCUCAGCCAAUCACAACAAAAGACAGAGCAUUUACUCCCAUAUUAGGAAGGUUACCACCAAUAGACGACUUGCUGGGAAAGAAACACUUGGCUCCGGAGAGGGAAUAUGAAAAUUUUUCCUCUAACAAGACAGAUAUUCGAGCCAUGAAGGCCGAUAAUGUGGCUAUUCCAGCUCUUAAACGUGCUGCAGACAUUAAUUCAGAGGACGAUGUUUCAGUACCUUCAGAUGAGAAAGAAAGACAGAUGGCAAAUGCACUUCACGAGCGUGUACUCAAGCAUAAACCCUCUCCAACGUACAGGAGGACUGCAGCUUCACCUGCGUUCUCUACGAAGUCUUACGAGUCAGAUCAGUACAGUGAACUUCCUACAGUAAUUCACAUUUCAAGACGAGAAUCCAGUGGCUCAAAAGACAGCAAAAGCAAUCCAAGUCGUACCUCAGAGGCCAAGGAUGACACAAUCUCACCCAUCAGGCCACCAUCUGCGAAAAGUAGAAUAACUCAUGUUUUGCCUCGUGAAAAAAGGUUACAGGCCUCAACAGGUUUACCUUCUAAGCCACGGAUUGAUGUUCGAGCGAAACGUAUGCAAAAAUCUUAACAAUAGAGUCUUUACUCAGGCGUGAUCCACUUAUGGAAUGGAGCGUAGUCAUUUCCGGAUACAAAUGUUGACAGAACCGGGCGUUUGCACUCAGCUCGUUAGUAGUGUUUCUCUUAGUCGAGUUAUAGAUUCGUAAAUGUCACCAAAUGGAUGAGACUAAUUAAUCAAAUACCUGUUAGUUGGCUAACAGCUUAAGUGACAUUUCCUUCCUUCUUUGUACAAAGAAGUUUGCACUUCCACCCCGUGAGUGGAAAUUAGGUGCCCACGCACGAGCGUGUACAUGCACAAAAAUUGUGUGAUUCGCUUUGAUACAGACGGUGGGUUAGCUUUUGCAAAAAAAUGGCGAUGUACACUCAAAGAGAAGAGAAAAAAGUAGAAAAGAUCAAUAGUUACAUGUAGUCAAACAUGUAAUUGCUUAUUUUUGUAAAACUAGUCAAAAGGUAUCUUAUUGUACAUAGGAAUGUUUCUAUUCCGGUUGUAUAUUAGUAUUCUUUUCUCUAGGAAUCUCUAAUUUAUUGAUCAAAUGAUUCCAACAAAAUUGGAAUUUUCAAUAAACGUAAAUUUCAAUCUCUUCCGGAUGUUCUUGAAGCAACACCGUUUUAUAGUUCUAACGGCCCCAACCAAAGUUUUAAGACUUUGAAAAGGUUUAAACAAUGGACGCUGCCUUUGCAUGUUUAGCUAUGUAUUAAACGUUCUGUGUUUAUCAGGCAGAGAAUACAUCUGGC
Pocillopora meandrina is the source of this 17696-nucleotide messenger RNA. Lineage: Eukaryota; Metazoa; Cnidaria; Anthozoa; Scleractinia; Pocilloporidae. The record is from the annotation of a GenBank genome assembly.